CACCAUGGGAGAAAAAGAAUAGUUAUAUUCCGCCCAAUCGCACUGCCAAAGUCACAUAACCCCCUGUCCAACUCCAAAAGUACACAUAACUCCCCUCGUCCCCCCCACUCCACCCAUUUAUCAUACCUACAACUUGGACUUCACUCCCGCCCUAGCGCUCUUCAACACCCCCUCAGCCCUCGUAGCCUUCAUAACAUCCCCCUUAAUCUUCAACCUCCCCGACAUAAACAGCUUCUGGGCCGCCGCCUUCCCAUCAAUCAAUCCCUGAAAGUCAUCGUCCGAGAGCAACAGCACAACAUCGGGCUUUGCGCCCUCGGGUGCCAGCCCUUUGCCGACAGUGCCAGUGGUCUUGAGGUCCAGGUACCAGGACUCGGUCUCUUUGGCCUUGUUGGUUAGGGUGAAGGCGAAGAUCGCUUUACCAUUUUUGAGCGCGUCGGAUUUGGCGGCGGGGGCGGUGAGGGAGGCGGCGAUUAGAUCGAAGGCAGGAGAGGAGGGGAAGUUUUCUAUGAGCGUGAUAUGAGGGUGAUUAGCACGUCGAUUGGGAGGGGGGAGGCAAGAGGAAAACCAGAUGCGAGUGUCAUUAUUAUUAGCUCGUAUUGUACGGAUGGACGGAUGGGCGGAAGGGAUUAUUCACUGGGUACGGUACGUCCAGUUCGAUGUAGUAUUGGAAGCACGCACUUUGUUCGUCAGAAAGGUCAGGGGCAGAGAGGAGGAGGAAGGGGGGAAGAGAAAACUACAGUGGUGCGAAGUUUUCAAAUUCGGUAACCAUCCAAAACUUCCCUUUUAUCCUCGCCCCCGGGUAGGCUUCUCAAGCUACGAACAUGUGAAUGUCGGCUAACAACCAAGGCAUAUUGACAUAAUCCCUUUGUUCUCGGUUGUGGGUACGGCAACUCGGGCCAGGUCCCUGGCCAGCCUCCGUGCAGAGCACCCAUAACCCACCUCAGUGUUCCACCGACAUGAGAACUUCACCCCCAAAAACCGUUUAAUCUCCUAAAACUCACAUGUCAUGGGAAGAAUUCACAAUUUCCAAUUUUGUUAUCACAAUUUCCUCGCUCGUCAAGCAUGUGAAAAAAUGUGAAGAA
Molecule: messenger RNA, 1082 nt
Organism: Tuber aestivum (summer truffle)
Lineage: Eukaryota; Fungi; Ascomycota; Pezizomycetes; Pezizales; Tuberaceae
Source: the annotation of a GenBank genome assembly